UCCAAUUUGAGUUGAGAAAUAUAUAUUUUUUCGUCGCAAGAUUUUCAGUUGAUGAUUUUUUUUUCGUGUCGUAUGGCAUAUAUUCAUCCCGACUUUGUCAAAUAUGUGCAAUCAAACUUAAGUUUGUGUGAAUGGUGCAAUCGUUUAUUAUUAUUUUCCGAAGGCGAAUCAUAAAAAAAAACCUAAUAAAGAACCGUUUCGACAGAGUUGCUUAUACAAUGAAAAAUCAAAUCGUAAAAAAGAACGAACGAGAAAAGAAAGAAGCAACAAAAAAUAUAUAACAUUUUACAAGACUAUAUGGUACAGUUGAAUUAAAGUUCCAUACAUGAUUUUUUCGCUACUGACAUUGAACUAAAUUAGCGGUGGCCACUUAUCUCAAGUAAAUUUCCCUGUUCUUCACGUGUAUCCCUUCGUGCUUCCACUGAAGCUAUUUUUGUUUGAAAAUUGUGAAAGAAAAAAGUACCAAACGAACUUAAACGAAAAAAUAAAAAAUAAAAAUAAAAUUGAGAUUUGAUGGGAAAAGGUUCUAAAAAAAGUAACGCACAAUUCCCCGGCGGAAUCAGUAGAACAACUGGUAUGACGAAAAGCUAAAUGUACCAACGGACCAAUCAACUACACUUUGAACGACGAACAAAAACUCAUCCGAAUCGAUUUGCCUGAUAAAAACGGUUCGAUUCACUUUUCGCCCUUCAUCAUAACAUAUCCACACACAGACAUACCAAAAAACCGAAAGUUGGAUUAAGAAAACACAAGAAUAAAAUAUAAAACUCAAAUUCAGCUUAACCAAAGCUGAUAUCAAAUUAAGUGUAAAGCACAUCAAUGAACAUUGAACAAAAUGAAAUAAUAAUUUCGAACGAAAGAUAGAAAACCCGAACUACGAAAAAAGAAAAAAAAAAACAGAAAUUGCGUACCAAAAAUUCGCACAAGAGAGUGAAAGACAAAUAUUGUGGAACGAAAAAGAAAAGAAACAGAAGAAAAUAUGGUCAAAAGAAAAAUGUGAAAACUUCGUGGAAAACUUUUACAAUAAAUGGAACGUUAAUCGAAUGCUAGAAUAAAAGCUCGGAAAUAGAGAGAACGGAAGAGACAAAAAGCAAAAUUAAAUCAACAACCAUCAUCUCCGCCACGAAAAGUAUACACAAAACGACCGUAAAUCCAAAUAGCACGUACUAAGUCAUUCGGAUAUGUAAGAUAAACAUGUCCAACGUCAUAAAAAUCCAAUCGAAUGCGAAAAAACGAUGAAACAAGUAACAAGGAAGCCAUUUAUAUUCCCAUUUUAUACACUAUUUGAUUUCAUCUAAUUUUCAUUGAUUGGCUCGUUCGCAUACCCAGACGACGUCGACAAAAACGACAUUAAAUGAAAAGAGGAGAAUGAGUGAAAUGUUGUUGCAAACUGGGUGCUAAUAAUAAUAACGAACGGAACUUUUUGCACGCACACUGGUAACUGGUGUUGCUGGUGGUGGUGGUGGUGUGUAUGCUGGUUGUGUAUUUUCGAUUCGUUUGCUAAAUAAAAACAUACGCUUUUGCUCAAAGUUAUGGAUAAUUCGAUUAGUGAUGAUAAUAUAAAUACAGUGGCAGCGGCUGCUGUUGUUGCCGCAAGUACAGCAACUGCCGCUGUCGGUACGCCAACAAUCACAAAAAAUAGCAGUUGUGAUGGAUUACAAUCGAGCAUUGACUACGGUGGCCAAUCCGUUGUGCAUAAUGAUGAUAAUGACAUUGGGAAAAAUAACAGUGACAAAUCAUGUUCGCCAACCAUCGCAACUACAGCCGACGAAUUUAAAACAAAAGAAUAUUUAUUGCGUCGCAAUGACGCCAGCUACAAACGUAUCACAUCAAAGUGCAUCUCACGUGCAAAAGACUUAGUGCAUAAAUGUCAAUCCGAUCCAGGUGGAUCAAGGGUUACACCAACACUAAAUCUAUCCGCAAAUAGAUCGCCACAAAGUCGAUCGACAUUAAGACAUCAAUCACCCAGUUGCUCAUCAUCGUCAUCAAAUACCGCGUCAACUACACGAAAAUGUGUACUCACUUUGGAUGGAUACAACUACGUCAUAGUUGCCAGUUCGCCGGAUAAUAAAUCAAAGCCAGAGAAUCUCACAGGUGUGGUAAGCAGUGAACUCGAAUUAAAAAGUCCAAUCAAUGAUACUAUUGACAGCGAAGCGAGAAGCCAAAUAUCACCGUCAGCACUACAACAGCCAUCAACGCCCACGCUAAACGGAUUGAUAUCAAUUCGUAGAUCGUCGACGAAGAAGAGUGAUUAUUUUGCAAAACGAUAUUCACAACCACAAUUAAAUACGGGUCUUGAAUUUAGCUAUCCAACAAAUACAACAGCGUAUCCUCAUCAAAAUUCGCCAGUCGAAUCUGCAUCAGAUACACCGUGUGGCUUAGAAACAGCAACCGGAAAUAGACGUAAACCGUAUUUAAAUCGACGAAGUCCAAUCUAUCGGUUUAGCUGUGACAAUUUUGCCGACGAUUAUCAUCAACAACAUCAACACCGCUUAAAAAGUGGCGAUACGGUUACAACGUUUGGUGAUAGAUGUACAUUUAGCGGUGCUGAAGAAAUCUCUGACUGGUAUAAAAUGCAAAGUGAUUCGGUGUCAUCAUCAUCAUCGUCUACAGUGGCAACGUCGACGACAUCACAAAAUCGUUGCCUUACCUCGACCGAACAUGAUGGAAAUGAACAAGGAACCGUUGCCACUAAUCCAGUUGACUUAACAACCGAUAAUUUACCAGCCGUAGAUACACCUGAUGCCUGCGAUAAAGCUGCACUGAGACUACGUUGCAUACUCAAGCUCUUACAGCGUGGCGAUGUAUCGGUGGAAAUAUUGCAGAAGAAUCUUCAUUAUGCGGCUCGCGUUCUUGAAGCACUCUAUAUAGACGAAACAAAAUCAGAGAAAAAUCAAAAGAAAAUUAACGAUAAUACGACGGAUGAAUGUGAUUCAUUGCAUUCGAAAAAUGAAAUUGAAAACAAUGGUGAAUGUGGAAACAACGAUGGUGGUGGUGAUGAUGUUGUUGAUUCAAACAGUGGCAAUGCUGACAUGGAUUUUGAAAUUAAAACCGACGAUGUGCCUGAUCAAUGCGAUAGUCAAAAUAACCACGAUAAUAGCUUAGGUGAAAACGAUAACGAAACCAAAGCGCAUGAUUUAACAUCAAAUAGUACCACCGAAAACGAUGCAAACCCAACGACAACCAAUUCGUUUGGUGAUUCUGAAUUUAUACGCAAACAAUGGCAUCGACGUCUUCGUACACCAGUGUGGGCCAGACGUCUUGCCGAUGAAGAUGAUGAGCUUUCAGAAGUUCAGCCUGAUGCUGUUCCACCCGAAGUUCGCGAAUGGUUGGCAUCGACAUUUACUCGACAACUUGUCACAACACGAAAGCGCACCGAAGAAAAGCCCAAAUUUCGUACCGUCGCACAUGCAAUACGUGCUGGUAUAUUCGUUGACCGAAUCUAUCGACGGGUGUCCAGCACUGCAAUGCUUCAAUUUCCACCGGAGGUGGUUAAAGUGUUAAAGACACUGGACGAUUGGUCGUUCGAUCAAUUCGCCCUAGCAACAGCAACAAAUGGCCAACCAAUCAAAUACUUAGGCUACGAUCUAUUGAAUCGCUACGGCAUCAUACACAAAUUCAAGGUGUCACCAACGAUUUUGGAGCAAUUUCUUGUAAAAAUUGAAGAAGGUUACUGUCGCUAUCAAAAUCCCUAUCAUAAUAAUUUGCAUGCGGCCGAUGUGGCACAAACCAUUCAUUACAUGCUAUCACAAACCGGUGUCAUGCACUAUUUGACCGAUUUGGAAAUAUUUGCCAUUUUAAUUGCGGCAUUAAUCCAUGACUACGAGCACACUGGCACAACAAAUAGCUUUCACAUAAACACCGGCUCCGACAUGGCAAUGUUGUACAAUGAUCGUGCCGUAUUGGAAAAUCAUCAUGCCAGCGCCGCAUUUCGUAUGCUCAAAGAGGACGAAUAUAAUAUAUUCAGUAGUUUAUCACGUGAAGAGUAUAAAGAGAUUCGAAAUUUGGUCAUCGAUAUGGUCAUAUCGACCGAUAUGUCAUUUCAUAAUCAACAAUUAAAAAAUAUGAAAAGUCUCAUAGCGAUUGCAUCGUCCGACACGCACUACAAUAAGACCAACGUUGAUUUGAAAUUCAAAGCACUUUCAUUCAUUUUGCAUUGCUGUGAUAUAUCGCAUCCGGCAAAGAAAUGGGAAAUUCAUCAUCGAUGGACAAUGUUGCUGAUCGAAGAAUUCUUUCGGCAAGGCGAUUUGGAGCGCGAACUUGGAUUGGAUAUCAGCCCAUUGUGCGAUCGAAACAGUACUGUUAUACCUAAAUCACAAAUCGUUUUCAUUGAAGUUAUUGUUGAACCAAGUUUAGCCGUUUGUGCUGAUUUACUCGAACUUAUUUUAACACCAAUUGCAUCACAAACGGGGAACAAAACAACCGACAACAGCACGAUUGCCGAAGAAUCGCAAAAAUCGACAUCAAAUACAUCAAAAAGCGAUCCAUCACAACCGCAAAGAAUUCUCAUAAAAAAACCAUGGAUUACAUGCAUGAAAGAGAACAAACGCAUCUGGAAGGAACAAGAAGUUGCAGAAACAUCAAAUCAACCUUCUUUAUCGACUGAAGAAUCUAGCGAUCCAGAUGCCAAUGUAGAAAGGCCUUCAUCAUCUUAGAUUUCAACUUAAAACAACAACAAACAUAAAAACAGAAACAAACUUUAAAGAAAAACUUUAUUCAACUUUUAUAUGUUAUUUUUACAUCUACUCUAGGAAUUUAAAAAUUUGUUGCAAAACUUUUCACACUGAAACAAAACAAAACAAAACAAAAAAAUACAUUGUUCGUGCUUUCAAUUGAUAUUUACACUACCAUUUAAGCUUAGAAGGGGUGGGAGUAAUGGCAACAAUAGAUAUCCCACAAAUGAACAAGCCAACAACAAAAGAGUACACGCAAAAAACACAUUUCAAAGUAAAUUGAAAGCACAUUAUACAUAUUUAUUUAACACUACGCGCUCUAUCUCUAUUUUUGAACAUAGUUCCAGUUUAAAUGAAUUUUUGUUUGCGGCAAUUGCUUUCUUCCGCAAAGCGAUUACACAAACAUUUUCUAAAUUGAAAUGCCCUCAGAUUUUUCAUAUCAUUCCAAGACAACAACAACAAAAAAAUAAGUAAUCUCUUGAAUGAGCAAAACGAACAUUCGAACCAAAGCGAAUUUAUCAUAAUAAUAUCCACUUGUUCCAUUUUCAGCGUAAUAAAAACUUCGUGUUAAGAAGAUCAGACGUUUUGUUUUUAUUUCUUGUUUUCAUGAUUUCUUACAAGCUAAAUCAUUAUUAUUAUUUUUUUUUUGCGGAUUUUUCGUGAGCAAUUUUGUUGUUUUAUAUUUGCUUUUUUUAAUAUGAAAAAUUUACGAUAUACACAUUUUAUUUCCGACUUUAGAAAAAGGGAAUGUAUUAGGGAACGAAGUAUAUAGUGACCAAUUUAAUUGAGCUUAUCCUCUUUAAAUGAGUGCAAAACAUAUAUGCGUUAGUCGCAUUUGCAAAGGGUAGACAUUUUUUUAUUGUUGAAACGAGAUGGCCCAAUUUUAUUUAGACUUUCAUUCACUUAUAGUUUUGCUCUGCACACAUACAUAUCGCUUCAGUUUGUGUGCAUGAUAAUUGAGAAAGUGGCAGAUUCUCUGUGACAGAUACAAUUGAAAGUUUUAAGUAUGAAGUAUAACUGUUGUUGAAUUAAUAAAGAGAGUUAGAGAAUUUCCAUAUCCACAUAAGUUAGACUUGUAAUAAAUUGCAUUUUGUAUAUGCUGGAAUUUUUAUAAAUAAUUGCUGUUGUUGCCGCUGCAACCAUUUACCAAAUGGAAUUUCAUUUUAAAUUUUGAAUAAUUUCCUUUUUGAUUAAAGCUCUUCUCACACAGUACUUCACAUUUCAUAGCGCGAAUAUUAUUUAUUUAAACUGUGCUUAUUGCUUAACGCAAUGACUAGGUUUCACUCAAAUGCGUUCUCUCUCCGUAACACGACAAAAUCGAUUUUUUUUUGUUUGAAAAGAAAAUUGGUUCAAAACUUUGUGUGAAGCAAUUUCAUUUGGUGUGUCUUACCUUCGACGCGACGCUUGAAAGAUUCCAACGGUGAAAAUAUGUUGUUUAUUUUACCCAUCGAUUUCGACUUCCACCAUAAAUAACUUAAUCAACUAAGGUAUCAUUAAUUUUAAUUUCAAAGUCUAAACUCAAAUAGAUGAGAGACGAGCAAAAAUGGAAAAUCCAGUUUGGCAGAAUCUCUUGAGCAUUUCGCAAAAAUUGAAUUUCUUUUUGCUUAGUUUUUCCUAUCGUUGGCAUGGUAAAAGCGCAAGGGUACAGGUGAAAAACGCAUAUAACCUAGCCCAAUCAAUGAAAGCACAUAAAUACCGCACAACAAAUGAAAAGUGGCGCUAAAAUUCAAACACUACGGUUAUUUACAAGUACCAUGAAUUAUUUGUAAUGGAAAAUUGUCAAACGUGAAAAAUCGCAAAGUUUUUGUUUGAGAGUGCUUGCAUUGGUGAAGAGGUGUACAUUUUUAUUUUUCACCGACGAGCUUUUCGUUUAGUGAAUUUAUACUUUUUUCAAAAGCUGACAGAAAUAAAUUAUUGUGUACGAAAAUGUCGACACAUUGAACGGUAAAUAUUUGCUUUCAUUUAAAUUCAUUUGAUGGAAACACUGCUUGCAUGGCAGAACCACCAUAAAAUUAAUGAAAGUUGAUUCGAAAAAUUUGGAAUUACAUUUACCAGUUCGCCUGUGUUGAGCGCAAACUUUUCUUUGGUACGCAGAAAAUUACCUGCGACAAAAUGUGAAGAAACGGCAAACAAACAUAAAUAUUUUACGAAAUAUAUCAAAAAUAACACUGUAUGUUAAGGAUAAAAGAUCGUUAUGGCAAUAUAAUAAUUAAUAAUUAGUUUCCGCAUGUUGCUUUUUCCAUCGUACACACUCUGUCUCUCUCAUGUCAGGCGGUAUAAUAAAAAUCCAAUUUUCACAAAUUCUCACAUUGUGCACACAUCAGGAGGUUAAGGCGCAUAUAUGUAUAGUAGUAUACUUAUACAUAAAUUUAAUGCGAAGAAUUUUCAAGUGGAAUGCCAUAACAAACUAACAACAUGAGCUUCUUUAUGAGAAUUAUGAAAUACUUCCAAGGUUUUAGUGAUGAUUUUGAUCUUAAAACUGGUGCAUCAAAUUCUUUUCACUUCAACCAUAAAUUUUUCCAACAUUAUCCGAUGACAUCCUUGACGUAUGGAUGAAGAACCAAAAAAUUCAUGCAUUUGACGUCAUGCAUGUCAUUUUGAAAUAAAUGGAUUUUCCAACACAUUCAGGUUUUUAAACAUAAUAUACUAGAUAAUAUACGUCUUUUUUCUCGCAAUUUUCAGCGUAAUUUUGAGAGAUUACAAAUUGAAUUUAUAAAUUUAAAUCGUGAAAUUCGCGUAAAAUUUUCUUGAAAAAAAAAAUCAAACAUAUAUGCAUGUUUCUGACAUUGUUUAUAUUCACCGCACACACCCACAACAACAAAAAAAAUGCUUGGAAACGGCGGUGAAAGAAAACUGACAUCUGCUGAUUUGAGAAAAAAAUCUGUCGAAACCGUUUGUAGAUAACAUCCGAAAAAAAACUAUUUUCACAUGAAAAAUGCAAAUGAAAUGCGCUGUUAUUGUUGUUUAUUUUCUGAAUCUUUUAUGAACAUUUUCUCACUUUUGUUCUUUAUGUCAUUUACACACACACACACUCUUUGGCGCGGGCGAGCAAAGGAUGCAUACCGCAUUUAGCACAAUAUGAUAUGCUGUACAACUUUAAAGACGAUUAACUUUUUCGUGCAUACAUAUUUUAUUCGGAAAAUUGAAUUGACGGAUAUAUAUUUAUACAUUCUUCUUGCACACAAAAUUGCAAUCGUAUUUUCAAAUAUAUAUACACCAGAAAUCCGAUAAGAGUAAAAGAAAAAAAAAAGAUGAAAUCACUUGAACAACGUCGCCCCGGAUUAUCAUGUUCGUUGAGUCGAAUAAGUACUCACUGUUGAUGCAAACUGCAAAAUGAAAAAUUCGGCGUAACUGAAAGUUGAUUUAAACUUAUUCAAGCAUACAAUCAAACUUUUUCCACGAUAUAAUAUCUUCCAAAAUAUAAUGGCAAUUCUCUGAUUUUGUCACUGUCACACACACACACUCUUUUUAUCUAACACAGACACACUUUCUCGCACAUAACUUACGCCUCUAUUCAAAUCAAGCGUUUAAACGAUGAUUUAUUGCAAAUUUUCUUAAAAUAUCGUGUUUAUGGUAUAUAUAAAUAUAUUGGAAAUUGCCAUUUUCUCAUUUAUAACUCGGUGCGAGCGAGUACAAAAUUAUAAUGAUAGUUUGCAAUAAUUGAUAAAUUGUUUUGAUCAAAAUGUGACACUUUCGUAAUCGUUCCGAUCCAGUCAGUCGCCAACUUUGGAAAUCGGAAUAUUGUAAAAGCUCAAAUUCACGUCGAAAUGUCAAAAACAAAUGUUUCACAUUAAAUGUGUCUGAGCUCAUCAUCUUACAGACACUUUGGCGAAAUUAAAGUGGAUUAAAUGUGAACAAAAAGAGACGGCGAAUUUCUCUCACACUUAAAUUCAAACGAUUCUUGCUUUCCUUUCUUCGAUUUCUUAGACUUGCACAGAUAAAUGCUAUUGGAAAAAGCUCUUAUGACACAAACAUUUGCUCAUAUUAACAGAUAUGAUGUAUUUUGAUAAAAACCUAUAAGAAAAUUUAUUUGAAAAAAAUGACUAUAUUUAUAUAAAAUUAAUAUCUUGUAAAAUACAUUCCGAUGGGGCCAUUUCAUGAGCGUAGAAUUUUGAAAACGAACCAUUUUAUCAUCUACUUGCUUUUAAGUCUUUAAAUAGGAUAAUCCAGUUUUGUUAUUUAUUCAGUAUCAAAAGGAACAGUAUUUAAUCCUUCAAUAGAAUUUAAUCUCUAUUUCUCUCACUCUCUCCUUCUUUCGCUCUAUCUCGUUUAAGCAUUUUGAAUCCAUUAAAUCUUACUCAAUUCAAAUCCAACAUUGACAAAAAAAACACUCCAAAUACGUUCAAUGUUCUUUUGAGUGACUUCUUUCAGUCGAACAAUAACAUUUUAAUAAAAGAUAAUUAUCAUCAUCGCCGUUCAUUAUGCAGCGUUUAUGAAAUGAGCCUUCAUCCCCUCUCAAAAUCCAAUUCCGUCGGUAGUGCAAAUCAUUUCUCUCCAAAUUGUCCGAUUUUUCCGCUAGAUUAUAACUAUGUACAUUAACAACAAUAAAAUCCUCAAUCAAAUUUAAUGAGUAUCUAAUUUCAGUUUGAUUGUCAUCGUUUCAAAGUAUAUGCAAAUAGUAUUCGUGAACUAAACACACUCACUCAUAUUUAAAAAAAAGGUCGACAUAUUAAUUAAAUAGGGUAGACGUGCACUCUAGCCAACCACAUAGCAUAUGUAUAUUUUGAUAUAAAUGCUAUGCCAUUAAGAUAUCAAAAUCGACGUGUUAAAUUAGGCGGUACGUAGAGAAAAACAGCAGAAUUUAAAAAAGAAACAUGUAUCUAACUGGAAUAGAGUAAUCGAUAUAGAUAGAUGAUAAUCAUAAAUAAUAGAGUUUCGGGUAAAAUGGUUGGAAUAUAUCGCGCCUUUCUGUCCGUAUUGUAAACGGCGUUCAAAUCAUAAUAUAGAUCUACAUAUAUGGAAAAUUAGAGUAAACUUCAUGUAAUAUAAAAUGUUCAAAAAAAGAGCAUACAUUAUCCACAUCGUAAAGUUUAUUAGAGAGUAUUUACGGUGGUGCAAUUUAAAGUUUAAAUUCAUGUGGGAAUUUUCUCGUUUCGUCUAUGGAAUUUUCACCGGAUGCAGAGAGAUUUGUUUUUUUUUUUUAGUUUAAGACCAAAUCUUCUUGGUAGACUAUUGUUGAAACUAAACGGAAUUUGAAUGUUUUCUUAAUCAAUUUCCACAUUUGAUAAAUAAUAUAUAUUAUAUUCCUAUAUCAACUGCGAAUAGCGAUGCGCAGCCUAAAUCACAUUUUCAUCAUUUUUCGGUUAUUUUUCUCUAAAAAAAUGUUGUUCAUGGAUUUGCAUCGCUGCUUCACCUAGUUUUAGUAACAUGAAUAAAACAUGCACAUUCAAUAUUUAAAUGUACGUAAAUGAAAUAAAUGAAAACCAACAACUAAGCACUAUUUAAUUUUUUGAAUUUUUCAUUAGAAUUUUUGUUGAUUUUUUCGUCUGAUUGAAGGGACCACAAUGAUUAAGUUCACAAUAUGCUCAUCGAUCGUUUCAGUUUUCACAAUUAUCCACAUUGGUCUUAGACCCAUUUUAGGCACUACAACUUUUUAUUCUAAUAUGCAAAGCACAUUGCUAAACGCAAAGAAAGCAAAGCACACAUGCUAGAUCGCUUGAAGUUUUCGACUUCGAAACGCUUGAAUUUUCUGACUUACUAAUGCAAAUUACAUCAAACAUAUUAAUUCUAAAUUAAAAAAAAAAAAACACCUUCCAGUAGUAUACAUUUUCGAUGAGCAUUCGUGAUUGAACUUAGCAAUAAGGUACCAAUAUAUCAGCUGAAAUUGGGAUCAUAGCUUUAUAAACAUAUACUUGAAUAGAGAAACAACUUCAAAUUGAUUUGAAAUUUAAACUAUAUAUAUAAAAAAAAGAUAAUUGUCGACACUUUUAUUGAAAGCACUAACGGAUUGAGUGAAAAGGGACAGCGAUAGAUGUAUGAUAGAACAAACAUUAGAUAACAAAACCCAAUAACAAUUCGAUUCGUGUAGAGAGAAAUUCUAUAUUAUAAGUACAUUCUAAUGACAGAUGAAAUAUUUACACAAAAAAUCAAACAAACAAAUAAAAUAAAAACUAUAUGAAUUAACAUUUAAGAUUAGCAAAAUGCAAAAAAAAAAUCUGACAAAAUUAUAUUAUCGAAUUAAGUCUACCACAAAUAUAUGAUUCAUAAACAAUAAA
Messenger RNA from Contarinia nasturtii (swede midge), 10888 nucleotides. Its product is annotated as calcium/calmodulin-dependent 3',5'-cyclic nucleotide phosphodiesterase 1-like. The transcript has 10 exons. Gene Ontology annotation, molecular function: 3',5'-cyclic-AMP phosphodiesterase activity. NCBI's taxonomy places the organism in Eukaryota, Metazoa, Arthropoda, Insecta, Diptera, Cecidomyiidae. The record is from RefSeq and is a predicted model, not a curated record. The coding region runs from base 1533 to 4655 and encodes 1040 amino acids. Gene Ontology annotation, biological process: signal transduction.